UUCAAUGAUGGAAUCAUUUCUAACCUAGUAUUUCAAUAAGUGAAAUGCAUUACGUGUAACCGAAUCAAUUACUGAAUUAUUUUACAAAAUAGAAGAGAUAAAUGGAUUUACUAUAUAAUCAGACCAAUAAAUUAAUUCAGCAAACUCAAGAAAGUUUUCAAACAUUAGAAAGAUAUUGCCCUGCACCUGACGAAGUUGAAUCAGAUAUACAGGAAAAAAUAACUACAGUUCAAAAAAACUGUGAAAAGCUAGAUACGUUAUUAUUUAAAGUGCCUUUACCCCAAAGACAAAAUGCAAAAUUAAAGUGUGAUCAAUUGAAAUAUGACUGCAAACAUCUUCAAGCAGCUUUGACAGCUUGGCGACAUAAAAGAGCUAGACAGGAACUGUUGGCUAGUGAAAGAAAGGAAUUACUUAAUCAUAGAUUUUCUCCAAAUCCUGAUGCAACAACUAUAACUAUGGAUUAUGCAAUACAACAACAAACUUCAUUACAAAAUGCUCACAGGGGUAUAGAUGAAAUGUUGUACACUGGAGCUGGAACUUUAGAAUCUUUACAGUCUCAAAGGAUGACUUUAAAAGGUGCACACAGAAGAAUCAUGGACAUGGCAAACACCUUAGGACUAAGUAAUCAUACAUUAAGAUUGAUUGAAAAAAGGGCAGCUCAAGAUAAAUAUGUUCUUUUGGGUGGUAUGCUUUUCACACUUACAAUUAUAGGCUUAGUUAUUGUUUAUGUUGCUUGAAUUUAAAGGUGCUUAGAGCAUUCUUUGUAUUAAUAAUUACAAAAAUACCUACUUUAAUUUUGUUCACAUUCCUGAUUUUAAGUAUUUAAUAUACACUGUUAUUUUAAUUUCUAAUAUACACAGAAAACUGCA
Molecule: messenger RNA, 869 nt
Organism: Agrilus planipennis (emerald ash borer)
Lineage: Eukaryota; Metazoa; Arthropoda; Insecta; Coleoptera; Buprestidae
Gene: Membrin
Product: probable Golgi SNAP receptor complex member 2
Exons: 2
Coding region: 102-737 (211 amino acids)
Biological process (GO): vesicle fusion; vesicle-mediated transport
Cellular component (GO): endoplasmic reticulum membrane; ER to Golgi transport vesicle membrane; SNARE complex
Molecular function (GO): SNARE binding; SNAP receptor activity
Source: RefSeq, a predicted model, not a curated record